CCGGCGCAUUAUGGCUGCUCCAAACAGCUGCGCAACCUCGCCGCCCCCUCACCUAACAUAACCAUGCUCACAGUUGCUGUCAGCUAAACGUCAAAACAGUUCGUGGCCGUCGCGUUACAAAAAAAAAGUUCAACCGAAACGCUAUGAGGAAUAAAAAUACAAACGCAAAACACUAAAAGUGAUUAAUAAGAAGCAAAAUUUUUUUGCAUAUGUGAAACAAAGCAACAUGGCUGAUAAUGAGCCAAAAACGCCUGCACCAUCACCCACAGAAGAGGGUCUCGCCGAUAUGGCCGCAACGGCUGCAGCAGCUGCGACUGCGGCUGCUGGCCGCGUCGCCGACGAUGGCACCGCUGCAUCCAGCGGCACAAGCAGCACACAGAGCGGCAGCACAAAUGUGAAGGUUUUGAUAAUUGGCGCUGGAAUGGCUGGUCUAUCCGCUGCCAAUCAUCUGUUGCAAAACGGUUGCGAUGAUUUUCUCAUUGUGGAAGCGCGCGGUCGGGUGGGUGGGCGUAUUGUGUCCAUACCGCUCGGCAAUAAUCAAAAGGUGGAACUGGGCGCCAAUUGGAUACACGGCGUGCUGGGCAAUCCGAUAUUUGAGAUAGCCGUGCAGCAUGGUCUAGUCAGCGUUGUGAACGUACCAAAGCCGCACAAAGUGGUGGCCACCACCGAGGAUGGUCAUCAAGUUCCUUUCAGCAUACUGCAGGAGAUCUACGAGGCGUACGUCUGUUUUCUACGCCGCUGUGAUGAGUAUUUCCUGUGUCAGUACAGCCCACCGCCGGACAUUAACAGCGUGGGGGAGCACAUCAACUAUGAGAUUCAGAUCUAUCUGAGCUCUGUGCAGGAUCCCAAGGAGAAGCGCCUGAAGCAAUUGAUAUUCAAUUGCCUGCUCAAGCGCGAGACCUGCAUCACGGGCUGCCACAACAUGAACGAGGUGGACUUGCUGGAACUGGGCAGCUACACGGAACUGCAAGGCGGCAAUAUUGUGCUGCCCGCUGGCUACAGUUCCAUACUGCGUCCGCUGAGCGCUCAGAUUGCCAGGGAGUCCAUCAUGACCAAGUGCCCGGUAAAGAAGAUACACUGGAAACGAAAGAAGACAUUCACUGGGCUGGAAACCGUUGAUGAAAACUCGGAGAAUGAAGAUUCCGAUGAUUCGGAGAAGACCGUCACGGAAGUACCCACAGCGACUAGUGCCGCUUUGCGUGGCGCCUCCGUGGAGUCCAAUGCCAGCAGCAAUUGUGAUUAUGCGCCCGAGGGCUCCGUUCGCGUCGACUGCGAGAACGGACGUGUGUUCCAUGCGGCGCAUGUGAUAUGCACCAUACCGCUGGGCGUGUUGAAGCAUACGCAUCGAACGCUCUUCGAUCCGGAGCUGCCUCAGUAUAAACAGGAAUCUAUUGAGAAUCUCAUGUUCGGCACUGUGGACAAAAUCUUUCUGGUCUACGAGCGACCAUUUCUCAGUGCGGCCAUAUCAGAGGUGAUGCUGCUCUGGGAUGAUGAGAAGCAGGACGCUGUCAGCGAGGAGGAUCGCGCUACAGAGGCUUAUCUUAGCAAGAACUGGUUUAAGAAGAUCUACUCAUUUGCUAAGAUUACGGACACACUACUGCUGGGCUGGGUAUCUGGUCGUGAGGCGGAGUAUAUGGAAUCGUUGCCAAACGAGGCAGUCGCUGAAAAAUGCACAGAAAUUCUGCGCAAUUUUCUGCAGGAUCCCUACGUGCCCAAGCCCAAGAUGUGUGUGUGCACCAGCUGGAAAACACAAACCUAUACGGGCGGCGCAUACACCUCAAUACCCGUGGGUGCCACGCAGGAGGACAUCGAGAACCUGGCCCAGCCGCUGUAUGCGACGCCGCAGGCCACGAAGCCUGCCAUUGUGUUUGCCGGCGAGCACACACAUUCCAGCUUUUACUCCACCGUACAUGGCGCCUACUUAAGCGGACGGACAGCGGCACAGUACUUGCUGGCGAAUGACGAACCCGACGAGAUUAUCAUGGAAUCCGAUGGCAGCGAUUUGAGCGCCUGGAUGCAGGGCAUUGCACUGGACUGAGCCGAGCAACGAUAACAAUUACGUUUUUGUAUUAUAAUUUAUGUACGUUACGUUUCUUAUUAGCGCUUUUAUUUAUCGCUUCUUUGCGUAGAAGCCACUUUUUAGCUAGUGAUAUCACGUCUUGUGUAUUUUUCCUUUGUUUUUAAGUUCCAUUGUGCAUUUGUUUAAUUAUACAAGAUUUUUGUUAUUGCUUUUUCUUAUCAAAUAUCAAAUUCCACACAGCAUUCAUUUAUUUAUUUUGUGAACAGCUUCUAGAAAAUCCGCUUGUAAAAUAUCAAGAAAAUAAAACUUUAUACAUAAAUAUAUGAUGUUAACAGAUCGUAUCAUAUUUGAAUACAAAUUAAAUUAAUUAAAAAAAAAAACAUUCUCUGUGCACGCUAAGCAGCUUUCAUUGUAAUGUUGUUAAUCGUGAGUAAAAAUUGAAUGUGCACAAAAUAAAAUCGUAACGAGAAUUGUUUAGACCGUAAAACAUAUGCAUAUUUUUAUAAAUUCAUAUUUAAUAUAGUCGAAAUUUGUGUUAAGUUACGAAAACAAUUCGAAUCAAGUUUUUCGAACAAAGAGCUGCUGCAAGUCUUUAAUGAAAUUUAUACCAAAAGACAAAUCAAAUUAAAACAAAGUGUAAAUUUUAAUGUAACUAUGUAUUGUUAAUGUUAACUAUUUUGCUAACUAUAUUAUGCAUUAGUUAAAUCUAUACUAAGACAACUAAAACAAACAAAAAUGAUAUUACAAAAUUUUAUGUAUAUCCAAAAUAGAUAACAUAUAUAUUUA
This is a messenger RNA of Drosophila montana, 2806 nucleotides long. RefSeq names its product spermine oxidase. Bases 227 to 2038 code for a protein of 603 amino acids. The transcript is spliced from 5 exons. NCBI's taxonomy places the organism in Eukaryota, Metazoa, Arthropoda, Insecta, Diptera, Drosophilidae. The record is from RefSeq and is a predicted model, not a curated record. Gene Ontology annotation, molecular function: polyamine oxidase activity.